This is a messenger RNA of Darwinula stevensoni, 3045 nucleotides long. The record is from the annotation of a GenBank genome assembly. NCBI's taxonomy places the organism in Eukaryota, Metazoa, Arthropoda, Ostracoda, Podocopida, Darwinulidae.
AUGGGUGGGUUCGGGAUGGAAUUCGAGGAGACCGCGGGCAUCGGGUGCGUCACGGAUUCCGGUCGGUCGCUGCGAAAUAGGUACGAAUCGGCGAAAGUGACGUCGGUCAAGCCUGCCGACUCGGACCACAUACGCACUCGGGAGGGUCUGAAAGGAGGCGAGACGUGGGAGAAGGUGAGUCGUCUGCAACUGACCAGAGGCUGUCCGUAUCUGCGGAACUUGGCUUGCGACCCUUCCGCCUUCCGAAGCCUCGAUGGAAUCUGCAACAACCUGGAACACCCCUUCUGGGGAUCCGCCGGUGUCCCCUUCAAGAGGAUCCUCCCGCCUCGAUACGACGACGGUGUGAGCGAGCCGCGUGGAGGUGGGAUCGGGAACGGGUUGCUGCCUCCUCCGCUGUUGGUGGCGGGUGCGAUCCACACGGGCGAGGCGAGGCGAGACGAGUUCGUCUCCGCCCUCACGCCUUUCUGGGGACAACUCCUGGCCAACGACAUCCAACGCAUCGAGAAGUUCCGAGAGCGUGGAGGGGGUCAGGACUCGGAAUUUCGGACGGUUCGCGAGAUCGUAUCGACUUUUAACCGAAUUCGGGAGACUUCGAUCCGGCUCGCGUUUUCGAGCACGCGAGGACGAAUCCUCGGGAAUUCGCGAGCUUCGCCUUCUCGAGUCGACGAAACGAAGACUCUCCUUCGGACUCGGCUCGCGGGAGACGUUAGGAUUCGGACCCCGCGACGAUGGACUCGGCGACGACCGUCGGUCGCGGUCGCCGGUUUCCCAGUCGUCGUUCCUGGGUUCUGGCAGUUUCGAGCGGAGAAACGUCCGUCUCUCGACCUCGACGACGACUCCACUUGUACUCUUUUCCUCGUGCUUUUCGUUUUCUUUCCGUUCUCGCGACUCGGGAACCGAUACGAUCGGUUCCGUCGGGGAAGGCGAUGCGCCCGAAACCCUCGCCGUCUCGAAUCUCGUGGCUCUUCGAGAACUUCGUCCCUCGGGGGUCGUCGACGAGAGCGUCGCGAUUCUCUCUCGGAGUCGCAUCGCGAACGACGCCGCGACGCGGUACGUCUCCCGAAGAACGGGGCGAGAAGUCCGGAGAAACGCAGACGAGUCCGGAUUGAGCAACUCGUGGCAUGCGAGGGAUCGGAUCCGCGUUUCCCCUCCCACGUCUCGACCCGAUUGCGUGCAUCUCCGCGACCCGUGACGCGAUCCUCCUCGACUCUCUUCGGCCUCGACGGCGAAGGACGCGGCAACGAGGCCGAGGAGAAUCUCUCGAUCUCGGAUCGGCCGAGCGUCACCGUUCUCUUGCGAAUUUCAGACGAGGAGUCGAGUUGCACUCGACCGGGUCCCGAGAGCAUCCCCAUGACGUGGAACGACGAGUCGACGUCCGUGUGCAUCGAUUACCAUCGGUCUCUCAACGCUCCCGGUCCCGUUUGCGCUCUCGGUCCUCGAGAGCAAGCGAACACGGCCACGGCCUUCCUGGACGGCUCCAUCUUGUACGGGUCGUCGGAAGAGGACUCUCUGGCCUUGCGAUCCUUUCGCGGGGGCCGAUUGGUGACGGACCCGAGCACCGGACUGCCGCCGAGGACCGACGCCUUCGCACGUUGCCUCGACAUCGGAGGGUCGGUCUGCCCGAAAUCCUUUUCCCGCGAUUGUCGUUUCUUCGGUUCGUUCCUCUUCGUUUCGGUGUCGGAUGCAUCCGUUUUCCUCUUCGGCGUCUCGGUCGUUUUUCGCCGAGAGGCGAGCCUCGCGAUCGAACGGAAAAGGCGCGGAGAAGCCUCUCGGUUCCGGUGUUUCGCGAGCGGGGACCAGCGAGUGAACGAGAACGCGGGGCAAGCGAGUCUGGCGAUCCUGCUGACGAGAGAGCACGACAGGGUCGCCGGGACGUUGGCGACCUUCAACCCUCACUGGGAGGACGAGAGGAUCUUCCAGGAGACGCGGCGGAUCGUGAUCGCGGAGAUUCAACACGUCACCUACGACGAGUUCCUGAAAACCGUUCUCGACGAGGUUCGGUACGAGAGAGCGGGUUUGGAAAUCGAACCGAGCGGUUACUUCACCGGUUACGACUCUUCGGUGGACCCGGGGAUCGGGAACGGCGUCGCCGCCAGCGUCGUCGGAUUCCUCAGCACCAUGUUUCCUCUGACUCUCGUCGUUCUCAAUCAGACGACGGGCGUCCGUUUGGAGAUCCCCGCGGACAGCGGAAGGUACAAUCCGUCUCUCCUGAGGAAUUCCCUGGACUUGGAUUCUCUUCUCGCCGGCCUCCUCGUCUCCAAGACUUCCUCCGUCGGCCCCAUCUUCGGCAGCCAAGAGGCGAGUCGAUACAUGGGGGCCUAUUCGGUCGAACAAGGACGAGACCACGGGCUUCCAGGGUAUGCAGCAUACAGAGAAUGGUGUGGCCUCGGAAGCACCAGCAACUUCUCCCAUCUCGAAGACGACAUCCCAGAAGACGGGAUCGCGAAGUUGCAGGAAAUAUACGCGUCGGUGGAAGACGUCGACUUGGUGACGGGGGGUCUCUUGGAAAUCCCUCCUCAUGGCAGUCUCCUCGGUCGCACUUUCUCUUGUCUCCUCAGCGAACAGUUCAAGCGCAUCCGGCGGUCCGAUCGCUUCUGGUACGAGAACGACUUUGCGCCGAACAAGUUUUCCAAGGCACAAUUGGCGGAGAUUAAGAAAGUGACGUUGGGAUCCUUGCUGUGCAUGAACUCGGGACUCACGCGAGUCCAACCGCAAGUUUUCCUCGCGCCUGAUCCCUUUUUGAAUGCCCCUGUGUUGUGCGAGACGCUUCAUCGGAUGUCCCUGGAGCCUUGGAGAGAAGUCAGUCCCCCGGAAUUGAUCGUACCUUCUCGCCUCUUGGACAUUUCCGUCCAGAAGGCAAAAGAAGAUCUGAGUAAAAGAUUAGACCAGGAGAAGCUCCUCUUCGAAGAAGAUCGAGUGGCUUCGCCCAAGUCGGCGAUCGGGAAGUCCUACGGUUUCCAUAAUCCGAAUGACGCUGCCCUGGAAGUUGCCAACAUCUCACUCGUCUUGGAAUUCGCCACACAGGAAUUAACCCACCUACUCUUG